AUGGCAGCCACAGCAGAUGCGUCGGUGCUGCGGUGGCGGCUGCGGGGCUCUUCUACGGGCACUACAGCUGUUGGUUUAGCGCUUCCUGUAUCAUGUGGGGAGCUGCGUGUACACCUGAAGCAGCAGAUGGGAGUCGCUGCUCUCACGGCUAUUGAUUUGCUGCUGUCUCUUGAGGGAGCAGCAGAUGAAGUGCUGCCAGACAGCAUGCUGCUGCACCAGCCUCUGUGCGUUCUUGUACAACGAAAGCCUGCUGCUGCUGCAGCUGCUGCGCUGCGCGAAGCGGAGCUCAAGUACCAGCAGCAAAUGCAGGAGCAGCAGCAGCAGCAGCAACAGCAGCAACAGCAGCAGCAACAACCGAACCCUCAGUUGCAAAGGGGCACGGCAGCAAGCCGCGCAGCAGCAGCUGCUGCUGUUGCCGUAGGACCGGCUGCUGCUGCUGCUGCGCCUUCAGCAGCAGCUGGCAGCGGCGACAGCAGCACUAACCUUGUAAGCGAUGACUGUACACAGGGAGCAGCAGCAGCAGCAACAGAGGAAGAGCGGCUGCUGCUUCAAGCAGUUAUAGAUGUUCACGACGCGCGUAAAGGCUACCUACGUGCAGACAGCAGCAGCAGCAGCAGGAGGGGGCCGGGCAGCCACAAUCUGAUGUGGGUGAGGCCUCAGGAAGAAGGCAGCAGCAGCAGCAGCAGCAGCAGCACGAGUUCUUAUCGUGGUUAUUCUGCAGGGAGUGUUGCGGGUGCUACCGGUGGUGCUCGCCAGCAGCAGCAUGCGUACUAUCAGCUGCAGCAGCAGCAGCACUACGCAGCAGCAGCAGCAGCAGCAGCAACAACAGUCUCCGCCGACUAUAUUUGUCAUAUGUGUGGGGAGAUGGGCCACCACAUUAAAAACUGCCCGAAGUCUUCCGAUGCAAAACAACAAAAAAAGAUUAGACCCGCAACAGGAUUGCCGUCGUCUUUUUUGCGAGACAUCUUACCUUCAGAAAUCCACAAGUACCAGGAGGUCUACAUCAAAAAGGACGGGAGCUUCGCAGUGCUGAAGACAGCAGCAAUUGGGGGGUUGUCUCUUCUGGGAUCGUCAUUGGAUAUGCGUAUCCAGCGACAUGUAGGUGGAGCAGCACAUCUUAAGUGCGGCUGCUGCAACUCUAUCUUUAAGGCCCCUACACUGACGCCUUGCUGCGGCGAGACAUACUGCAAGGCCUGCAUUGUACUCUAUCUGCAGCAGCACCCCGCUGCUCCUGAUGCUGCUGCUGCUGCUGCUGCUUCCAGCAGCAGCAGCAGCGCAGCAGGGGGCCUCAUAGGACACUGUCCUGGCUGCAACGCAGCUAUUGCUGCUGCUGACUUAGCAGCAAAUACCGUGCUGCAGCAAAGCGUUGACACUGUUACCUGCAGCAACACCUCUCGCUGGACUUGGCAGCAGCAGCAGCAGCAACAACAGCAGCAGCAGCAGCAGCAGGACGCAGCUGCUGCUGCGCCUCCUGCUGCAGGGACAUUUGUUAAAACCGAAAAUCCGCAGCGAGGGUCAAUUGCUGAUCUGCUGUCCAGGGGAUCGACCCUUGCUGCUGCAGCUGAAGACUCCAAUUCAGCAGCAGCAGCAGCAGCAGCAACUGCAACAGCAGCAGCAUCGGGAGAAGCAGCAACAGCAGGUGGAGAAAGUGCUGCUUCAACAGAUGAGCCUGCCUCGCUGCUGAAGGUAAAGGAAGAACAAGUAGAGACCUCGCAUCCACCUGCAGCAGCAUCAGCAGCAGCAGCAGCAACAUCGGCACCUGCAGCAGCACCGGCACAAACGGUGUCUUUGCUGCAGCAGAAGAAAGAGGAGCCCGACUCAGCACCCUCAGCGCCAGCCACAGCAACAGCAGCGCCGCCCGCAACAACAGCAGCAGCAGCAGCACAAACUGCAGCUUCAACAGCAGCUGCAACAGCAGCAGCAGCAGCAUCGCAAGACGGGGAGACACUUCCGGACAUAGGCGAUUUGCUGCACUUCAAUAUUUCAGUGGAGCAGAUUCUCGAACAGCACCGCAUUGCAGCCAUCCAAAUCAAAGCAUACAGAGAGAAACGAAAGGCGGAGUUGGCCCUGGGGAGUGCAUCCUGA
Eimeria acervulina is the source of this 2085-nucleotide messenger RNA. RefSeq lists its product as hypothetical. The record is from RefSeq and is a predicted model, not a curated record. The coding region runs from base 1 to 2085 and encodes 694 amino acids. NCBI's taxonomy places the organism in Eukaryota, Apicomplexa, Conoidasida, Eucoccidiorida, Eimeriidae. The transcript is spliced from 4 exons. Gene Ontology annotation, biological process: DNA damage tolerance; protein monoubiquitination. Gene Ontology annotation, molecular function: ubiquitin protein ligase activity; zinc ion binding; single-stranded DNA binding.